Molecule: messenger RNA, 3222 nt
Organism: Morchella sextelata
Lineage: Eukaryota; Fungi; Ascomycota; Pezizomycetes; Pezizales; Morchellaceae
Exons: 5
Coding region: 1-3222 (1073 amino acids)
Source: RefSeq, a predicted model, not a curated record
AUGGGAGAAAGGCACAUCAACACCGGCUUUAUUCCUGAGAACAAUGAGUUGUUCCGAGAAGAAAGGCACAUCGUCCCCCGUGCUACCGUUACCAUUAGUGACGAGUCGUGGCCAGAGCCUCAUGCUCAACUAAUCAGGGUACAACAUGAUCUAAUCGCCAGUUGCUCCAAUUUAUGUCGGAAGAUUGCGCCCAUGUUAGCAGUUGAAGGAAUUUCAGGAAAUCCGACUACUGAAGGCAAACGCGGACUAGUGAGGCGAGAGUCUAUGCAAGUUGUGGAGCAGCGACUGUUAUUAUGGGGUGCAACUAUUUCCGACUACAAGGAUCAUUCUUCGUUAAUUCGCAUUCAAGCGCACACAAUUAAAACCCUUGACAGGAUCAAACGUGUCCUGUAUGGUAUGCAGACUCUCGAGCGGGACUCUUAUUCGGAAAAAUUCAAGAAGGAGUUGCUUCCUCUCCUCGGUUCUCUAUAUUCAAAUCUUCCGGGAACAUGGCGCGACACUAUAGAAUGGGCUUUAACCGCUACUUUGGUGAAGACCACUGCUCCAACCAUGAUCAACGAGAAGAUCCAACUUAACGACUGUGAUCCUAUAUUCCUUGCGUCACUUGGCUCCUCGCAAAUCAAACAAAACUUCAGUUAUAUGCUUGACUUGAUAGAUGAAAGUAAAGCUACCUCGCCAGUUCCAUUAUUGACACCCGAUAAUCUUAUUUCAUCCGGUUCAUACGAUGGAAUUGGGGUAUAUUCUCAAAAGAGUGGUAUGGAUGGACCUACCAUGGGUGGUUUGAUUUCCAUCCGCACCGAGUGGACGGUGGAACAAGCCACGACAGAUUUGGGGGAUAUGGUAUAUAUUAGGACGAAAUAUCAGCAAAGGCUGCGGUUACCAAAGCCAGAUGAGAUGCGAAUUUUGGUCCUCGGGGGUUAUUUCGAAAAUUUAACUACAGGUCGGGUGGAGCUCCUGUACCACUUUCCGCACUGGGCCUCACAAAAGUCCCCUCCAGUGUCACUUCGUCGACUUAUCGCCGAAAAACAGUUACCGGACGACAUCGGGGUGAGAUUUUCGAUUGCUCGCAAACUCAUAUGCGCUAUACUUUACUUCCACGCUUGCCAGUGGAUUCACGGAAAUAUUGAUGAUCGAAAUAUCAUUUUUUUUGAGGAUUCCGAGCAUAAUUUGAACUUUGAAGAGCCCUUCUUUUGUAGAUUUAUCCCUUCUUCCAAAGACGCGCUGGAGGCUGUACCGGCAACGAAGGAGUCUGCAGAUGCAAUAUUUGGGAACGAUGUUAAGCUAAGAAACGCUGAUACCGAAAGCAUCUGGCGGACUGUGUUAUUGGUAAUAUUCGAGAAAGAGACUGUCGCUGCGAACGGUUCUCCUGACUCACACCUGGGAUAUUUUGGGGCCAAACAUGAUCUGAGUAAAUGGGCCGAGAUCAAUGAGUGUGUAUACGUAUCCGAGUGGUCGGGAGAUAGUGGUAUGGGGCGUAGUACGCUCGAGGGUAACCUUGGGAGUAAUGAUGACUACAUAAGCCGCCAAGGGAUGUACUGGAAACUCACAAGGAUACUUAAUCUUUGCUCCCCUAGGUCCACCAAGUACUCGAGAGAUCGCAUUACACAACGCUCAUAUAAAUAUAAGGGUACAUGGUCAGCGAUUCCUAGUUUUGGUUUAGAAGGUUAUGAGAAAGAUCGGUCUCUAGAGACGGCAGAAUCUGGGGAAGAUAUGGAAGGAUUUGAUACACAAAGUACAAGUACGGGUAGAUCUUUGCACAUGAAUAUUGAUCUUCCCAGGGGGUCGGGGAGACAAGAAACACAGGACGAGGUAUUCCCGGUAACGGCUACUCAUGAACAAAUUAUGCAAUGGCGAAAGGAUGUGCUUCCACGACUUGAAAGAGUUCUCGAGAAACACCUACCCGCGGAAGAGUCAGUAUCUAUUGAUCUGCUCGGGAUCGGAACCUGUCGGGAAGAAUCUCAACCAACAAUCGUGGUAACCUGUAAGAGUAGCCGAUUGGUCAAGCGUCUUCUCAAGAAAUUCGUUUACGACUGGGCUGUAUUUGGCCUGAAAGUCAGAAAAGGAUCUAUUCAAAGGUCAUCUGGCACAGGAAGGGACCGAGAUUCUAAACAUCAGGAAAGGCCUUUGCCAGGUGCAUCUAUAGGAGCCUGUCGCGAUGGGAAGCAUUUACCCGCUGCAACCUAUGGCGGGCUUGUUCUCGUUGAUGAAAAGCCAUACGGGUUAACCGUACAUCAUCUAGUGGAUAUUGAUGAUCAGACGGAGGAGCAAAAUACUCGGAGCCGCUUUCGUACACUGGUAGAGAGUUACGCUGGUUGUCACUUGGCCGUUGAUGAAAGCACCUGCGUGGAAGAGGACCAACCUCAUAGUCAUGUAGAUAUAGGAAACUCGCCUCUGUAUUCGGAAUCGGAGGGGGGAAGUAGCGCAAGCGCAAGCGAUGUUGAAUACGAUGAGGAAAGUAUGUCUGGAAGUUUAGUGUGUGAAUUUGAUUAUGAAAAUGAAGGAAGAGAUACCGUUAUCGAAGGCGAUGACCUUAUCGGAGAUAUACCCGGACUUAAAAGGAAUCAUGACAAACAAAUUGUGGCAGUUCAACCGGCCGAAACGGACCUCCUUGAGAAAGAAAGGGGCGGGGGCGAGUCGGUCACUGAGGAUUACCAUUUAGGAACAUUCCUUGCCUCUUCGGGUAUUAGGAGGGUUGUGUUCGAAUCAGAAAAGCACGAGAUUGACUGGGCAUUGAUUGACAUAUCGACCGACCGGUUGGGACAGGGUAAUUUGAUACAGGGCGGUGGGAGAUUCCUUAGGUCAUCAUCCGGUGAACAAGACUCGGAGCCGUGUUCUUAUGUCCCGAUGGGUCAGUUCAGCGGCCUGGAGGUGCACGGUAGAGGUCGUACGAGUGGACUACAGAGGGGUGAGAUAAGCGAGGCCAUUAGCUCAAUCAAGUUCUCUGAUCGGAAGACCUUUUCGAGGAGCUGGAAUGUCACUGGUAAAAUUGGAGAUCACGGUGAUUCUGGAGCAUGGAUCGUCGAUAAUCUCUGCGGGGGUGUAUGUGGUCACAUCAUCGCUGGUCAUCUCGUUAAUAAUAAAAUCGUUGCAUACAUAAACCCGAUGGAGCUGUUACUACGAGACAUCAAGGAAACUUUACAAGCAGAGAGCGUAUGUCUUCCAACCGCCGCCGCGGCCGCUCAGGUCGAAGAUAUGGACGAACCCACGUACAUUAUUAUUUAG